AUGGCCCUCCCCUCCUGCCUAGAGCAGGGACUGCGAGCUGCCCUUGAGAAACGCCGCCAUGAGGGUCAGUAUUGGGGUCUGCCAUUACAUAAUGAGCAGAAAAAUUGCAUCGACUUCAAUACCAAUGACAGCCUAUCUCUCGUAACUUCUGGUGCACUGCGCACAGAACUGCUCCAAGAACUAAGUAAAAAUCUUGACGCAAACAUUGGAUCUGGUGCCUGUCGACUGAAUGGUGGAUCAACCGACUAUAUGGUCGAUCUGGAGAAGAUGCUGGCAAAUGUUCACAAUACCGAGGAUGCUCUCAGCCAACUGGGCGAUGCGAUAGUAUACGAUAGUCUCGUUCAUGCAAGUGUCCAUGACGGGAUCAAGCAAUCCAGAGCAUCAAUUGCCAAAUAUUUUACCCAUAAUGACCUGUCCGACCUCGCCAAGCUCCUUGAUGCGGUCAAAAGCGUGUCUCCGAUCAUCCAGACCGGCAAACGGACGGUCUUCAUCGCAAUUGAGUCCUUCUAUAGCUUGGACGGGGAUAUGGCGCCCUUGGAUGCCUUUAUUCAAGUCGCCCAGAAGUCUCUGCCGCAGGGGAACUAUGUCUUCACAAUUGAUGAGGCGCACUCGAAUGGAGUGGUUGGGCUGAAUGGGGCCGGGUUCGUAUCUGCCUUAGGCUUGGAGAAGCAUUUUACCCUGCGACUCCAAACCUGUGGGAAAGCGCUGGGCUCGGUUGGUGCAAUCGUCCUCUGCAGCCCUCUUGUGAAAGAAAUGUUCAUCAACUAUGCAAGGAACUUCAUCUACACCACCGCUCCACCGCUCCUGAACCUGGUCACCGUCAAAUCGGCGUAUAAAAUACUGGCCAGUGCAGAUGGUCAACAGAGAAUAGAACGACUGCAGCAUAACAUCAGAUAUUUCUUUGAGACCCUACAUCAACACCCCGAUUGGCCAACUGUGGCGGAGUCCGGUCGUAUUCGCCUUCGUCUGGCUCUCAACUGGCAGAAGGCCCCAUUCUUGACGCCCAUUGUGCCGCUCAUCACCAAGCCGGAGCGCUGUCUUGCGUUGAAAGGCUUCCUGGAGCAACAAGGGUUUGCGACCAUUGCUUUGCAGCAUCCUAUUGUGUCUCGUUCGGGGGAGCGUGUGCGUGUGGUGAUUCAUGCUCACAAUACGCAAGCUGAGAUAAACUCUCUGGUGGAUGCUAUCAUGCAGUGGGGAAAAGAGGAGGAGACGUCCAUUUCCGGAUCUCGGAAACGUGCUGCUCAGCCUAUGCUAUAA
Molecule: messenger RNA, 1257 nt
Organism: Penicillium taxi
Lineage: Eukaryota; Fungi; Ascomycota; Eurotiomycetes; Eurotiales; Aspergillaceae
Product: aminotransferase class I/II-fold pyridoxal phosphate-dependent enzyme
Exons: 4
Coding region: 1-1257 (418 amino acids)
Biological process (GO): biosynthetic process
Molecular function (GO): pyridoxal phosphate binding
Source: RefSeq, a predicted model, not a curated record